Molecule: messenger RNA, 2111 nt
Organism: Phalaenopsis equestris
Lineage: Eukaryota; Viridiplantae; Streptophyta; Magnoliopsida; Asparagales; Orchidaceae
Product: ataxin-10
Cellular component (GO): cytosol
Source: RefSeq, a predicted model, not a curated record
UUCUGCUCCGAUGCUACCAGAAAUCAUUGAGGAAAAUAACCCUUAAUCUCUCUCUCUCUCUUCCCCCAGCCUCUCUAAAUCCCUUAACUCCGUUCUCCAGCGGGAUUUACCAAUCCCGGAUUUAAGGCCAAACGGAGUAAAAACGGGAAUUCAGAACCUGUAGGAUUUACGAAAGCUUUUUUUGCCGUUGGUCAGGAUUUAACAUAAAGCCUGUUUGAAUCCUGCUUCAAAACCGGCCACGAAUUCCAUGUCUCUUCUCGUUCCUUGCACCAUGGUGCAAGCAGCAGAAAGUGAAGAAACCCUAGAGAAGCUCCUCGAAGCAUCGAAAAGACCAGAGGGCCGUUCUCACCUUGCCACCGCCGGAACCCUUGUUACUCUCCUCAACCGUCUAUGUAAUACUCUUCCUGAUGACACCUUACUCAUCUUCAGAAUUCUUAGAAACCUCUGCGCCGGUGAGACCGACAACCAGAACGCCUUCCUUAACAACGGUGGCUCGGUCGUCGUGCAGGCCAUCCUCGGCUUGUCCAUUGCAACGUCGGAGAUCCGUCGGGUCGGGUUGCAGCUUCUAGGGAACGUCGCAUUGGCAGGGGAGGAACAUCGUGCGGCUGUGUGGGCUGCCUUCUUUCCGGUGCGGUUCUUGGAGAUUGCAGAGUUUAGGGAAUCGGAGGUUUGCGAUGCCCUAUGUAUGGUGUUAGACACCUGUUGCUCGUCAGAUGGUGGGCGCCGAAGGCUUGAAGAGCUUUGCGAUGAUGAGAAAGGAAUGGUCACGGCGGCUUUCACUGGUGGUUAUGAGGAAGAGUGGCUAGAAUGGCUCCUUACUAAAAUAUGUAUUGAGGAGCCAUACUUUUUACAUCUAUUUGAAAAGAUAGGCCCCACUUCCGAUGAUUAUGGCCGAGCUGAUAAAAAGUAUACCUUAUUUUCGUCCACUCAAGCAUUUCUUCUCAAACUUUUAUCAAAAUGCCUUAGCGAAAGGCCUGGAGACAUCAGCAUGUCCAAUGAUUUUGCUCUUAGCAUUCUAAAAAUUUUCAAGGAAGCCACUAAUGUUACAGAUUUCUUUUCAAGAGGAACCUCUGCUCUUCCCACAGGUUUCCCCACAAUUGACGUGCUUGGUUAUUCUCUCAUGAUUUUGAGGGAUUCUUGUGCCUGGGAGGAUCAUUCUUUGGCAGCUUUAGAAGCCCCGGUAGAAUCAUUGCUGUCAGCUGGUCUCAUGGAAGUUGUCUUAAUUUCUCUCGAAGAACUGGAACCGCCCUCGAUUGUAAGAAGAUCAGUUGUUACAGAGGGUAAGAAGAUGUGCCCUUACAGAGGGUUUAGGAGAGAUUUGGUUUCAGUGAUAGGUAAUUGCUUGCACAGAAGGAAGGAAGUUCAGGAUAAGAUCAGGAUGAGGAAUGCAAUACCUUUGCUAUUACAACAAUGUGUUCUUGAUGAUGAAAAUCCUUUUCUGAGAGAAUGGGGGCUGCUGACGGCUAGGAAUUUGCUCGAAGGAAAUUUUGAAAACCAGCAGUAUGUGGCAGAACUUCAGCUGCUAGAUUCUGUCAACACGCCAGAAAUUUCAGGACUUGGACUGAAAGUGGAGGUAGACAAGAGCACUAAUCGUGCAAAACUUGUCAAUAUUUCUUAGUACCUUCAGCCAUCGCAAUGGGACUUUUGAACUUUGCUUAUUCAGCUUAUUUCUCCCACUCCCUAUAAAUCCAAGCACAAGAUUACAGUUACAUAUUCUCUUUGUGUGUCUCUAUGUAGCAAGGAAAAAAGAAAUCUUUUUGAUGUAUAUUUCUGAAAAACCAUGAGCGUGGCAAUUAAGUUCAAAACCAUUUCAUUUGAAAUCUAUAAAUAAGGUGUUUAGAGGCUUCAAGGAUUUCUCAAUUAGGAAUUUUUCGAAAUCCGAUAAAUUUGCCCAUCAAGGUAUCGAAACUUUAUGUCCAGAUCCUUGCAGGAAAAUGUGUGGGCACUAAACUGAAGAUUUUGUUCGAGAACAAGUCCAGGUGAUCCCAUAAAUGUUUCACACUAAAUAAUCUUUUGAUAAAGGUUCUCAAGCUUCUUUGAUUUGAUUAAAGGCCUCAGGUUAAGAUGUUUUUAUGUUUCAUACAUUCUAAUGUUUUAUGUUUUCCUUUCAG